This is a messenger RNA of Pseudophryne corroboree (corroboree frog), 4907 nucleotides long. It is a transcript of the gene LLGL1, whose product is annotated as LLGL scribble cell polarity complex component 1. The coding region runs from base 260 to 3418 and encodes 1052 amino acids. Gene Ontology annotation, biological process: regulation of Notch signaling pathway; regulation of establishment or maintenance of cell polarity; regulation of protein secretion. Gene Ontology annotation, cellular component: cortical actin cytoskeleton; plasma membrane; cytoplasm. Lineage: Eukaryota; Metazoa; Chordata; Amphibia; Anura; Myobatrachidae. Gene Ontology annotation, molecular function: GTPase activator activity; myosin II binding. The transcript has 23 exons. The record is from RefSeq and is a predicted model, not a curated record.
AGGAGCCACCGCGCCGCGCAUGCGCUCGGGAAGGAGUGAGUCCGUGAGGCUACAGAGCUGUUGCUGCUGCUACCACCCGGCUGUCCUCGCGAAGGCAGCCCAGCAGCGGCGCCUGUGAUUGGCCGAGCUGUACGUCACUCACAGCCCGGGCUGGAUCAAGUUGCCCGGCGGCCGCGGCUGUGUCUGUGUGAGGAGCUCCGGCAGUGUGAGGCGGAGGAGAACGGCGGCGGUGUGUGAGGAGCUCCGGCGCCCGGGCAAGAUGAUGAAGUUUCGCUUCAGGCGGCAGGGGCACGACCCCCAGAGGGAGAAGAUCAAGCAGGACCUGUUUGCCUUCAACAAGACCGUGGAACAUGGAUUCCCCAACCAGCCGAGCUCCCUUGCCUACGACCCGGUGCUGAGAAUCAUGGCGAUCGGUGCUAAAUCUGGAGCGAUUAAGAUAUAUGGGGCCCCUGGUGUGGAGUUUACUGGACUGCACAAGGAUAUGGCAACCGUGACCCAGAUGCACUUCUUACCUGGACAGGGCCGGCUCCUCUCUCUGCUGGAUGACAACACCCUACACUUGUGGGAGAUGCAACUAAAGGACGGCUGCUCCCGUAUAGAAGAAAUCUGCAGCUUCAUCCUCCCGGGCCGGCCAGGGUUCGACUACGCUAAUUCCCCUCCAAGUGUCACGCAUGUGACGGUGAUCCUAGUGGCAGCCUCCUGUGACGUCGCCGCCCUGGGGACAGAAGGAGGCGGUGCUUAUUUCCUGCAGAUCCCAAGUCUGAAACUCCUGGAGGAUGAGACCUUGCUGCAGGACAAAGUGUUACACAGUCUCCCAGAUGAAUACAGAUGUGGGAAAGCCCUGGGCCCGGUGGAGUCUUUACAGCAGCAUCCACAGCAUCCAGGAAAGAUAUUGAUUGGCUACAGCCGGGGGCUGGUGGUUUUAUGGGACCGAGAGUCCAGGACGGUGGAGCAUCUCUUCUUGGGGAACCAGCAACUGGAAAGUCUGUACUGGGAGAGCAGUGGCAUGUCAUUAAUCAGCUCUCACAGCGACGGCGGCUACAUGGUGUGGGCAAUGAACAGUCAUUCCGCCACUACAUCACAGCCUGUGACCUCUACAAUACCGUAUGGUCCUUUUCCCUGUAAAGCCAUCAACAAAAUUCAGUGGCAGUCCAGCAGCUCUGGGAAUCAUUACAUCAUAUUCAGCGGCGGCAUGCCCAGGGCCAGCUAUGGAGACCGGCACUGCGUCACCAUCAUGCAAGGGAAGACUCUGGUUACCUUAGACUUCACCUCCCGACUCAUAGACUUCUUUACAGUGUGUCCACUCCAGAGUGAGGACGGUUUGGACAAUCCCAUCGCUCUGGUGGUCCUGGUAGAAGAAGAGUUGGUUGUCAUUGACUUGCAGACACCUGGCUGGCCGACUGUACCUUCACCCUACCUUGCCCCGCUCCACUCCUCCGCGAUCACUUGCUCCUAUCACAUCUCCAAUGUCACGCUCAAGCUGUGGGAGCGGAUCCUAAUCGCUGGCGAGCAGCAGAAUCCACAGCUCUCCUCUGCGAACUGGCCAAUAGAUGGUGGAAGGAGCUUGGCUGAGGAACCAUCACAGAGGGGUCUCCUGCUUACUGGACAUGAGGAUGGCACAGUCCGGUUCUGGGAUGCCUCUGGCGUUGCCCUGCGACCUCUCUACAAACUGGGGACAGCCGCCAUCUUCCAAACAGACUCUGACCACAAUGAUAGCUCCAACCAGAGUGGUGAUGAGGAUUGGCCACCUUUCCGCAAGGUGGGCUGCUUUGACCCAUAUAGCGACGACCCCCGACUGGGCAUUCAGAAGAUCGCGCUCUGCAAGUACAGCGGAAAAAUGGUGGUGGCAGGAACUGCAGGACAGGUUCUUGUAAUGGAUCUGAGUGACGAGAAGUCUGAUCACGUGAUCAACGUGGCCACCGUUGACCUCCUACAAGACCGAGAAGGCUUCACGUGGAAAGGGCACGACAGGCUGACUCCGAGAAACGGUUCCUUCUUUUUCCCACCUGGUUUCCAGACCACCAUGCUGGUGCAGUGCAUGCCACCUGCUGCAGUCACCGCCGUCGCCUUACACUCUGAGUGGAAUCUGGUGGCUUUUGGCACCAGCCACGGGUUUGGGCUCUUUGACUAUCACCGGAGAAGCUCUGUGCUUGCCAGGUGCACCCUGCACCCCAAUGACUCUCUAGCCAUGGAAGGUCCCCUCUCACGUGUCAAGUCUUUGAAGAAAUCUCUUAGACAGUCCUUUAGACGAAUAAGGAAGAGCAGAGUGUCCGGGAAGAAGAGACCAAUCCCCAGUAACCCGACUAGCAGGCUCCAAGAGGCAAAUGCCCACCUGGCUGAGCAGGCCAGCCCCCACGACCUGGAUAUAGCCCCAGUGCAGCGAAGGAUUGAGCCACGUUCUGCGGACGACUCACUUUCUGGUGUCGUUCGCUGCUUGUAUUUUGCCGACACAUUCCUACGGGACGCUGUCCACCAUGGCCCUACGAUGUGGGCAGGCACCAACUCUGGCUCGGUGUUUGCAUACGCGCUGGACGUCCCAUCAAGAGAGAAAUUCUUGGACCGCUCGACAGAGGCUAUUCUGGGGAAGGAGAUUCAGCUCAUGCAUCGAGCGCCAGUGGUUUCCAUAGCCGUCCUCGAUGGGCGGGGCAACCCUCUCCCAGAACCCUUUGAGGUGUCACGUGACCUGGCAAAAGCUCCUGACAUGCAGGGUACACACUCUGUGCUUAUUGCGUCUGAGGAGCAGUUUAAGGUAUUCACCUUGCCUAAAGUCAGUGCAAAAACAAAAUUCAAGCUGACAGCCCAUGAGGGCUGCAGGGUACGUAAGGUGGCACUUGCCAACUUUACAAGUGCGACUUCUGAUGAUUACUCAGAGAACUGUCUGACAUGUCUGACCAACCUGGGAGACAUCCACGUGUUCACUGUCCCCGGGUUGCGGCCCCAAGUGCGCUACGACUGCAUCCGCAAGGAGGACAUCAGUGGGAUUGCGUCGUGCGUAUUCACAAAGUAUGGCCAAGGAUUCUACUUGAUCUCGCCCUCGGAAUUUGAAAGAUUUUCGCUCAGUGCCAAAAACAUCACAGAACCAUUAUGUCUGGUGGAAUUCGAAAGGCCCCACGACCAUGCGUACCAUAGUAAUAAGGACCCUUUGUCUCCAAAAAACAACCAGGCCAAUGGGACGCAUGUACCUAGGGAAUGCGAUGGGGACCAGCGCGUGCCUGAAGGAAACUCAUGCCAGUACACGCCCGCGUUUUCCCCGUCCCCGCUGGACUCUCCCUUGAACAGCAGGGACACCACACUGGACACGACCGGGGAUAUCACAGUGGAGGAUGUGAGAGAUUUGCUGGGAACCAAUGAAGAGUCUGAGAAGAAUAUGAAGAAUUCGGCAGAUGAGCCCCGACCUCCAGAGCUUCUGAUUAAAUAAGGUCAUCAGUCCUGCUGGGAUCCACCUUACCUGGAUUACACGCGGCCUCCGGACUGUUUCUGGCCGAUGACCUCUCUGGACUUUACAGAGCCAACUUCCUGUCACUAAGGAGGAGAAGGGCCAAUUGGGCUGACUGUACUCUGAUCACCACCAGCUCCCCCUAAUAUAAUGACCCCUGACUACAUUGUACACCACAGCUUCGGCCUGCUACUCUGCCGCCUCCUCUCAUUCUUCUAUGGCCAGACCUGUCUCCGAUCCGCAUAGCGCAGGCACUGAGUGCCAGGACAACAUGACACCUAGACUUAGAACGUUUGCCUUUCCUCACUGUGAAUGUUAGAACCUGCAGUCUCUAAUCCCACCUGCAUGGAUCACCUAUACAAAGUGUCGCCAGGGCACACAAUAAGAUUUUUGGACUGAAUUGUUUUGUUUUUUUUUUGCUUGCCACCCCUAAAAUCAUUUUUAAAGGAAGAAACGGUCACGACACUAAAAUUGUUCUUGUACACUCUUAUUGCCCGGACAGGAGUCACAGGCACAAACGUUUUCAGCUAACACUUAAUCACUGAACGUUGUGUAGUUCAUCGGUAACCUGGGAUGCGAACGGAUAACAUGAUUGGUCACUGAUCCCUUCCAGCCUGACUGCUCGGGACGGUGAGGAACUGGUGUUUCUUGUUUGUCUGUACGUACGCCGUUCCUUUUAUUUUUUUUACACUUUAUUUUUUAUUUUUGUAAAAUAUGUAUUUAGGAUUGCUGCUCUAUAUUCCACUGUAAUUAUGAAGCCAAGCUUCAGUUGAACACAGCAUCUUGCACUAACUACUAAACGUUUUCUCUUCCUGCAUCCGGCAUUGAAACGGUUAAUACCGUAACAGCAAUAACUGUGUCUUCUAAAUAACAGCAUGUACAGCGAGCCUGCUCGGACCCAAGGAUCCUUCUUUUAUUCCAAUUCUGGCUGUGGCAACAAUGUGAAUGUAGACGCUACCGCAGGAGUUAGUGUAGUCGAGGACUGCUAAUAUUACACAACUGUGAGUUACUGAUCCCUGCAGACUUCAGGGGUUAAUCAACUUUUUUUUUGUGUGUGUGCGCUCAUUACUCUUAGAUCUAUUUUUGUACGCCUUGCCUUCCGUUUCUGAGGCUAUUUUUGGUACUGCUUUUCUGUGAAUCUAUUACAAUUUGUAUUACGUCGCAGGUCAAGAGAUGGGCGCAGUUCUAGGCAACGUGAGGCUUCGUAGUCGCUGGAGGGAACUGCAAGUACCAUAAUGGCAUGGUUAGCGAAGCACGCGGGAAGCUGCAGAUGGAAAGCCGCCGGUUGCCUGGCCCUGAGCUGAGGGGGGUUGUUUUGCUAAUAGUACAUUUGUCUUUGACAAGAUUAUCUUUGAAGAAUUAUCCAGUUUACAUGGAUUUUAUUUUUCUGUUUAGGAUGUAAUCUUAUUAUUUUUGUUUAGCAAUUUUGUUUAGAUCUAAAACAGUUUUUAUUAAAAAAGAAAAUAAAGAA